Molecule: messenger RNA, 1555 nt
Organism: Anarrhichthys ocellatus (wolf-eel)
Lineage: Eukaryota; Metazoa; Chordata; Actinopteri; Perciformes; Anarhichadidae
Product: keratin, type I cytoskeletal 13-like
Exons: 7
Coding region: 64-1365 (433 amino acids)
Cellular component (GO): cytoskeleton
Molecular function (GO): structural molecule activity
Source: RefSeq, a predicted model, not a curated record
UCCACCGGAGAAGACGAGCCACACCUCUUCUUCUGUCACUCCAUCAUCGUUCUCAUCAUAGCCAUGUACUCACAGAGAUCCUCGAUGGGCGGCUUCGGCUCUGGGAGAUCCUCCUACGGCGGAGGCAUGAGCUCCAACAGCAUGUCGGGAGGAGCAAUAGGUGGUGGUAUCAGGGUCUCCCAGGCCAGCAGGAGCUUCUCUUCUGGCGGUGGUGGCGGUGGCUACGGUUUCGGAGGCGGAGCAGGUGGUGGUGGAGGCUUCGGCUUAGGAGGCUUCGGCUCAGGUGGCGGAGGAGGUUUCGGCGGCGGCGGCGGUGGUGGUGGCGGUGCAGACAGCAGCAACUCGAUCGGCAACGAGAAGUUCGCCAUGCAGAACCUCAACGACCGCCUGGCCACCUACCUGGCCAAGGUGGCGGCGCUGGAGAAGUCCAACGGUGAGCUGGAGCUGAAGAUCAGGGGGUUUGUGGAGAGCAAGGUCGGCCCGAGCGCCAGAGACUACAGCCACUUCUUCGUGACCAUCGCAGAGCUGCAGGGCAAGAUCCAGGACGCCAUCCUGGUCAGAGGGUCGGUGCUGCUGAGCGUCGACAACGCCAAGCUGGCUCAGGACGACUUCAGGAUGAAGUUCGAGAAUGAGCUGUCGAUGCGUCAGUCGGUGGAGGCCGACAUCGCCGGGCUCAAGAUGCUGCUGGGAGAACUGAGCCUGGCCAAGAACGACCUGAGCAUGCAGAUCGAGAGUCUGAACGACGAUCUGGCGACCAUGAAGAAGAACCACGAGGAGGACCUGAUGACCUCGCGGACUCAGAUGAGCGGCCAGGUGAAUGUGGAGGUUGACGCCGCUCCUCAGCAGGACCUCUCCAAGCUCCUGGAGGACAUGAGGGACCACUACGAGAACAUCACCGCCAAGACCAACAAGGAGCUGGAGUCCUGGUACCAGAGCAAGACGGAGAUGCUCAACACGGAGGUGGCGACCGCAGAGGUGACGAUGAAAUCAACCACGUCGGAGGUGAAGACCGUGAAGAGUCAACUUCAGUCUCUGCAGCUCGAGCUCCAAUCACAGCUGAGCAUGAAAGCGUCUCUUGAAGCCCAACUCAACGAAAUCCAGAACCGCUACUCCAUGCAGCUGUCUGGGUACCAGAUGCAGGUGACCUCCAUGGAGGAGCAGCUGGUGCAGCUGAGGGCCGACCUGGAGAGGCAGGGACAGGAGUACCAGAUGCUGCUGGACAUCAAGACCAGGCUGGAGAUGGAGAUCGCCGAGUACAGGAGGCUGCUAGAAGGAGAGGGUCUCGGAUCUUCGUCCACUUCCUCCUCCUCAACCUCCACCACCACCACCACCAAGGUCACCAAGGUCAUCGAGAAGGUCGUCUGAGACCAAUCGGCUGUCUGUCUGACUUAUGGGGGCGGAGCCAGAUCCAUCAACCUAUCAUCUUCCUGCUUGCUCAACCUAUGGUGUCUCUCCUCUUCAUCACUUCUCACUCUGCUGUUAGUUACAGCAGUGAGUCAGCUGAUGGUGUGAACGUUAAAGCUUCUGUCUGCUCUACGCAAUAAAACUCUUCUCA